This is a messenger RNA of Cynoglossus semilaevis (tongue sole), 1007 nucleotides long. Its product is annotated as proteasome inhibitor PI31 subunit-like. The record is from RefSeq and is a predicted model, not a curated record. Gene Ontology annotation, biological process: proteasome-mediated ubiquitin-dependent protein catabolic process. NCBI's taxonomy places the organism in Eukaryota, Metazoa, Chordata, Actinopteri, Pleuronectiformes, Cynoglossidae. The transcript has a single exon. Bases 96 to 896 code for a protein of 266 amino acids. Gene Ontology annotation, molecular function: endopeptidase inhibitor activity; proteasome binding.
GUGAAAAAGGACAAAAUGAUCACGACUUUCUUUUCUACUUCUGCAGAAACUGACAGAAUGAGGUGGUGUUGUUGGUGACCAGAGGCUGAGGAAACAUGGCAGGUUUGGAGGCUUUGUUUACCUGCUCUCGAGACAGCAUCUCUUGCCCUCAUGACGCCAUGGUGUGCUUUGUUCACUGGGCGAUAACUAAAAGUGGAUUCCAGUGUGUGGGAUACGGAGACGAGCCCAGCAGCACGGACAAGAAAUCAGACCUGCUGCCUCCUGACUGGAGCAGUAACAAAGAGCUGUACUGCCUGAGAUAUCAGGCCCGCGGCGGAGACCAACAACUGCUGCUCAAAGCCGUCGCCAUCGACUCCGCCUUAAUCUUCAACCUGAUGAACCUCAGCACCCAUCAGCUGUCAGACCUGACAGCUGACGUCAACCAGCAUGUCAACGCUGACCAGCUGCACGUUUUUGACAACGUUUACAAAGAUGUAAGCAGUUUGUCGACGGAGGUAGAAACUCAGCUGCUGCUAAUUCACAGCACACCUACAGGUCAGAGGUGGGAGUGCAGGAGUCAGAGGGAGGGCAGAGGGAGGCAGAAGAGGAACAGAGCCGACAGCUACCCUCCCACUAACCCCAGCAGGCAUCCUCACCCGUCUGCUCCGUUCGCUGCAGGAGGAGCUGACCUGGAUCCAUUAGGGUCUCGUGGAGAAAGUGGAAUGAUAGUUGACCCACGGAGGUCAAGACAGCCCAGCUUUGGUUUUGAUCCAUCCAGUGGAGUACCAGACAAUCUGCCCCCCGGAGCAGUUCCCCCCGGAGCUCGAUUUGACCCAUUUGGACCCUUUGGACGACACAGACUAGGCCCAGACCCAGACCACCUGCCUCCCCCUGACUAUGAUGACAUGCAAAUGUAGCUAACAGCAGGUGGCCCCGCAGCUGCACUAAUAAAAUAAUAACUCCAGACCACUGCACAAUUUUAUCAACAUACUGUAUAUAUGUUGAUAGUUUGCAACUAUUUUAUUCAA